Molecule: messenger RNA, 3401 nt
Organism: Myxocyprinus asiaticus (Chinese sucker)
Lineage: Eukaryota; Metazoa; Chordata; Actinopteri; Cypriniformes; Catostomidae
Gene: dthd1
Product: death domain containing 1
Exons: 9
Coding region: 66-2687 (873 amino acids)
Biological process (GO): signal transduction
Molecular function (GO): protein binding
Source: RefSeq, a predicted model, not a curated record
CUCAACGAGUGUGCGUGCUGAGAGAGGUACUUUGUGGUACAGCGAACACACUAACAGAGCAUAGGAUGUACUGUAAUUUGGCAUGCACUCUCCCAGACAGAGAGUCUAAGGAGCAAACAGCUGAUGUGGAUGCUUCCUAUGGAUCCUGUUUUUUCCAAGACCAUGUGACUGAUGUCAUACUUAAUGUACUGGAAGAUGUCCACAUUAUUGUAAACCAGGUUUGUGUAAUGAGCAGCAGGCUUGACACUGGCAUUGCUUUUGUUAAUGAAGUCAUGGGAGGGAGCCUACCCACUCAAAACAGAGUUGAACGAAAUGGACAGCUGGAUCCUAUCAGUAUUGGACCAUUGGAUACAACAGACCAGAUAAAAACAGGAGUAUGUGAUAUCAGUGCUCCCCGGUGCCAAAGCACAGACCAGCAUUUGCAUCUUGCAAAAGUGCAUUCUUCAGAUUUUCCAACUGGUCCUACAUCAGAUCCAAUGAAGCACUGUACUGUGUGUAUGGAUGACAGACAAACGUCCGAAGAAACAAGGGACGUGAGGUUACAUUCUGUACAUCAGGAAGAAACAGAAGAAGACUCACUGUAUGAAGCUAUAGUGUCUGACUGCAAAGAGUGCCUGAGCCUCAAUAGUGAUGAAAAGGAAUUAAAAGGAGAGGGGAAAGAGAAAAGCAGGGAUGAGAGUGAAAAAUUGAAGCAUGGAUUGGUCACUGUUGGACUUGCAGACCAGUCAGGAGGAGCCAGUUUUUCAGAAUCUCCCAGAGUCUGCUACAUAACUGCCCCAUGCGAGGUUGCAAAUGUCAUGACAUGUGAGGUAGUUGACGGCCUGAGUUCUCUCAUGGUGUCAGGAUCAGAGGAGCUGGUCAGCAGUGUUCUCCGCAUUUCAAACUUCAGCGACAUCAAAUGUCCCUUCCCACUCAGCAUAGCAGUGCCGUUCCGAGUGAGUUACCGUGGGAACUAUAGAGAGAUUACAGUGAAAGUGGUGGAUCUGGAAAAAAGAGUUAGCUAUGUCACCCCAACAUGUACCAAAGGUUUCUAUGGAGGAGAAAGGGUCUGUAAUAAAAUGAAUUUGUUAAAAAAUUAUUUGUGUAAUUUCUGUUACUUAAAACCUAACACAGAGGUUAUUAUAGAUUUUUCCAAUGUAACAUGGUUUAUGUCCUUUAUAAUUAUUGUAAGCUUAUAUAUGAUAUGGAUAUGCUUAUGUUUAGCAAGUAUAAUGUCACUGUAUGCGUCUUCCUUAAAGGGAUCAUUUGCAGUAGUGCGGGUGUAUUCUCUGGGUGUGUUUGCGGUUCUGUCCCGUUUGAGGAUGGAGAGUUUUACUGUUCCUAAGGUGGGACUGUCUCUCAAACUCAGUGUGGACUCCAGGAUAUGCCUCGACUACUUGCCUGGAUCCUUCGCUGUACCAGUUGUUGCUCAAGUAAUGGUUCAGCCAGUGGACGCUGCCAUUUUAUCCUCUCUUAAAUCCAAAAAUGAUUCCUACCAUGCUGCUCUCACCUCAACUCCCUUACUGUACAUAAUCCACCCCUCAAAACUUAAACUCAGACGACCUUUCACACUUAUCUUGCCAUGUCCUUCUAUUUCGAGACGAGACGAUACUGACAGACCCAUUCCAGUACCAGGCAAUCUUUCAUACCAGCAGAUUAGGGUUGAUAGUGCCUCAGUUAAGUCUCCAAAAGACUGUAAAGAGCAGCUUGCUCUGCUGGGCUGGACAGAGAACCAUUGGAAAGUUUUAGAUAAAGUCAGUGUAAGGAACCUACAGAAUGGUCUGGUCUCUUUUGAACUAUCCGAGAGCUAUGAAAGGUUAAUAGUCCUUCGCAUUCAAUCCUCUGUAAAAUCUUCCUACCUGACUUCUUUCGUUGAAGAGCUGGAAGAAGCUGUAAAGAUCUUCUCAGUCACCACUGUAGUCCAUCAUGAGCGUCUGGACCCCAGCAGUGUGGUUGUGGCCACCCUGACAAGCAGAGAUCUUAGCUGGGAGCUCUCUGAACUCCAGGCCCUGGAUUACUGUGGACCUCCAGAGCCUUCGUCAAAAAUCUCCAUGAGGGAGGGACAACAGCUGCUGCUCAUGUUCAGCGGGAACAUAACCUGCAGUGCUAUAUUGAGCAAAUCUUGUAAUCAGGGGACAGAUUCUCACCUAAUCACAUUUCACAACCAAAGAAGGAACCGGCUCUAUUUGAGAUUAAAAGAAGUGGACCCCUUUGGCAAUUACAGCUCUCCUCACUACAAAGGUGUUGCCAGUUUAUUCAGGGUCACCAAAGGUCACUUGGUCUGGAAUGGUGACACAGUGGCCCUGUCUAAAGACUGCCCUCUAGAAGAGCCUGUCUGUAGGCUGCCACUCACUUUACCCAAGAGUGCCAGGACCAUCUUUCGACCUGUAAGUGCAAAUAUAUUGCAGCACAGUGAACCAGAUCCUCUCUCAGAUGAGCUGUUAUCAUGGCUCUGUGAUGAGCUCACUGAGGAUGAUGCAGCGCUUCUCGCCAUGUCUCUCAGUCUUCGUCGCUCCGCUGUACAGAUUGCCCGCCUGCGCGCACCCCACAGCCUCUCUCAACAAGCUUUUCGCAUUCUGACAGCUUGGAAAAGGGGCCUUCCUUCCACCUCUUCGAAAUGUUCCAUGCUGGCCCACUGCUUGACUCGCUCUGGAAGGCCUGACCUUGCUAGAGAGCUGCUGCUCAGGGAGGCUGCAGAUAAAAAAUAGAGGAAAAACCCAAGAGAAACAUGGAAACCAGGCAACCAGGAGGGACCUAUAACAGUAAAUGCUUCUUAAUUACAUUAGGCAAUGGAAGUGGUGGGGUGAGGGUUGGUUUGUUGUACUAAAUUGAUACUAAGAAAUGUUUUAUUUGGUAAUUAUGGUUGUUAUUGCUGUAAGAACCGUUCUUGUUUAUCAUGUUCUUCAUGAAUGAAACAUAUAACAUAGUAAAAAGUUUGCAUCCUUGCCACAAACACUGCAGAAAAAAAAGUACACGUGUUGGAAUAAAAAUACUGGUCACGUAAAAGUUAGAAAUGCAUUAAUAAUUUGUACCUAAUGACAAAAAUACCGGGCCCUUUUUAUGUAUUUGUGUGUUUUGGGGGGGGGGGGGGGUGCUUAUUCACUAAAGCCUACUCAUCAUUAAGUCUGGGAAAGUGGGGGCCCACCCAAAAAAGUUUGGUUCUUUCAAUUUUAGUGGCCGCCCUGAAUAAAUGUCAGACCAAUGCAAAUGAGGCCCAAAUAUUAAAUCUACUUAACUGUAAUCUAAAAUUUUAGAUUUAUUCAACAGAGCUGUAUAAAUGGAAGUGACCAGCAGAUGGUGCUGAUAUAACAAUGAAAAAUAAUCUUAAUAAAUAAAAAAUCGUGCACUGAAGACUUUAUUUACUUUAUCAUUUGCAUCAGAUAUAUAUAGGUGGAAUGAUAGCUAGAGGCAAAGGAAUCUGA